This is a messenger RNA of Coprinopsis cinerea okayama7#130, 1685 nucleotides long. Its product is annotated as monocarboxylate permease. The transcript is spliced from 11 exons. Gene Ontology annotation, cellular component: fungal-type vacuole membrane. Gene Ontology annotation, molecular function: transmembrane transporter activity. NCBI's taxonomy places the organism in Eukaryota, Fungi, Basidiomycota, Agaricomycetes, Agaricales, Psathyrellaceae. The record is from RefSeq and is a predicted model, not a curated record. Gene Ontology annotation, biological process: transmembrane transport. Bases 120 to 1493 code for a protein of 457 amino acids.
UGCCUAGGUCUCUGGAUAUCGCCUUCAUCUCGUUGACCGGCCUGUUAUACGUCAAGAUCUCGACGAGUGCGGACACUGCCACGUCUGUCCAACGACGAGGCUGAACACUGGCAGAAAUAAUGUCUUCCGAAACUAGUCUCCAGGGCGCUCCGAGAGAUGCUGAAAGCGGAAACAUCGAAAAGGGCUCAGCUACACCUCAGAUCCUUGACUCGGCGGCACCGACGCUCAACGCUGUAGGCGAUGACGUGCAACAGAAAGAUCUCGCAGAGACCGGGGACCAAGCCGAGAAUCCGAAGGACGAUGAAGACAGCUAUCCCGACGGAGGUCUUCAAGCAUGGCUAGUUGUUGUUGGGGGAAUGUGUACGACGUUCUCGACGUUCGGCUAUGUCAAUUCGUGGGGUAUCUUCCAGGGAUAUUAUCAAGAGACUGUCUUGAAAGAUGAGCCAACAUCCGCGAUUGCGUGGAUAGGCUCGAUUCAGUAUGCCCUCAUCUUCGUACCGGGUUUGGUCAUUGGAAGAUUAUUCGACCUCGGGUACUUCAAAAGUAUCUUCACCUUCUUUAGCAUCAUCCUCGUCGGAUCGACCUUCCUCAUCCCCCUAUGCACAAAGUACUGGCACUUUCUCCUAUGUCAAGGGUUCGCAGUCGGGCUUGCGUGUGGUUGUCUGUUCGGACCGACGCCUGCGAUUAUAGCGCAUUGGUUUAAGAAACGGCGCGGGAUUUCGAUGGGUAUUAUGGCGGUGGGCUCGUCGAUAGGUGGAACUGUUAUGCCUAUUGCCGCACGGAGUCUGCUCCCAACCGUAGGCUUCGCUUGGACAAUGCGGAUUUUCGGAUUCAUAUUCCUCGGAACGAUGGGACUGGCCAACGUGCUACUCAGAAGGAGGCUUCCUCCACGGAACGUCCCAGGAGGACUGUUCAAUUGGGCAGUUUUCAAGUCGGCCGCGUUCUCUGUUUACUGCGUGUCUGGCCUUGUCACGUACUUGGGCGUUUAUACCAGUAGGCUCAACCGCUCUUCCCCAAUGCAUUCGACGCUAACCUCAAUAAUAGUGCUGACCUAUGUCAGCGUAAGCGCCACAAGAAUAGGAAUCUCGAACGACUUCUCAUUCUAUUUUGUCGCCAUUGCCAACGCUAGUUCUUUGUUCGGUCGGUAUACGGCUGGAUACCUCUGCGACAUUAUCGGCCCGAUGAACGUGAUGAUCCCGUUCACCGCUGCAGCUGGGAUCCUUACUUAUGCAUGGCCCUUUGCUCAAUCCAAAGGCUCGCUGAUAGCAGUGACGAUUCUUUACGGAUUUGCUUCAGGAACCUACGUCUCCCUCCUCACCAACCCUAUUUUUGAACUCGGUGGAACAGGAGACGUCGGUCGACGAGUUGGGAUGUUCACGAACAUCCUUGCGAUUGGAGCGGUCGCGGGCCCCCCGAUUUCUGGUGCCAUCCUGACUGCGUCGGGGGGAUUUAAAAUGGUGGGGUACUAUGCCGGUAAGUUUUUAUUACUUUGAAGUGGAGCGGUGUGUGUGCACAGGGCUGAUGCUUGAGGGAACUCUAAAAGGGACAAUGGUUCUCGUGGGCGUAGGCCUCAUGUGUGUCUCGAGACAUUUGGUGUUGAGGAGGUUGAUUGGAAAAUUAUAGACGGAUAGAGACAGCCUUUCGGAAUGGAUGUUUUUAGACUUAGAAUGAGACCCUGAUUUUUA